AUGCGGGCCACGUUUUUCUGCUUGGCCAGAGUUCAUCGGAACGCAAAUUCUGAUAUCCCCCUAAAAGAAGUUCGCGUUGCCAUUAUUGGAUCUCCGAAUGUCGGGAAGUCUUCACUCACAAACAAGCUUAUCCGAAAUGAUGUGUGUGCAGUCAGCAAAGUUAUUGAUACUACUCGCCAGGUACGAUAAGACUGAGGUAGAGCAAGUUUGUUUAGAAUUGGGUGACAAAACUAAAAGAAGACCGAGUUAUGCUCACUGUGGUGGACAGUCCUGGAGUUGUAGGGAUUACGCAUGCCAAGAAUGUGAUCAAUACUCACUCCGAAUCCAAGAUUAUGGUCGAUCCGGAGAAGGCAUUCCGGAGCGCUGCGCAGGUUCUUGUUGUUCAUGUGGGUCUUGAUCUUUCAAUAUAUUGCGCGUUUUAGGAUGUAACAGCACCAGGGAAAUAUAUUCACCACCGAGUUCUUCAUCUUCUUCACCGCAAUUCUCACAUCCCAUCUAGUUUGGUAUUGAAUAAAAUAGAUCUCACACCCCAAAAGUCCAAACUAUUAGAAUUGGCGAACGUAUUGACGUGUGGUUACGUUGGUGGACAGCCGAUUCAACAGAAUAAGGUUAGAAUGGGAGGACUACAGAAGAUCGUGGACAAGCAAAACACUUUCGCCAUCAAUCCACUUGCUAAUUUUAUGGAUGGGAAGAGUGAAGAAUGGGAAGAAGAAUAUAAGUAAGCAUUUCUUCCACGAUUACUCUAUGCUUAUUUAUAGUCGAGUAAUCAACAAAGCUACUCAUAAAUGCUCCUGGAAUGAGACAAAGAAAGUGUUCCAAUCAGAAUAUGGAUGGCCUCAUUUCCAAAAUAUCUUCUUUGUGAGCUGUAAUAAUGGUGAGGGCAUCGAUCAUGUUAGGAAUUUCCUAAAGAACUGUGCUGAGCACUCCGAGAGCAACAUUAUUAAUUCUGAAGUUUCACCAUUUAGACAGGUGGGAAAGUGGCGUUAUAUUUACCCAUUCUUUCUUUCAGCGCCCAAACGUGAUUGUCGGCGAACAUAUACGAGCAGCUUUUUUGAACUCGGUGCCUGCAGAUAUAGCAUAUAAGUUGAAGGUCAUUGUCGUGGACUUUGAAAACCUUGGUGAGGAGAUCAAUGUAACAGCCGAUGUGAUAUGUGAGAAACACAGAUGGGCUAAACUGGUUAAUGUUGUAGUCGACAAACAAAGAAGGUCCCUGGAGGAAAACUUCUCUAGACUUUUUCAAACUCAAGUUCAUCUUCGAAUACACCUCAAAUAUCAAGGAAAACUGGUUGCCCCACAAGAAUAA
Messenger RNA from Bursaphelenchus xylophilus (pine wood nematode), 1303 nucleotides. NCBI's taxonomy places the organism in Eukaryota, Metazoa, Nematoda, Chromadorea, Rhabditida, Aphelenchoididae. The record is from the annotation of a GenBank genome assembly.